AUGGAUUAUCUCACAGGUGAAUGUGCCAACUUAUGGAACGCCAUUCUAGAUGGUCCUACUAUUCUUAUGAAGACAUCUGCUGAUGGAAAAGAUCAAGUUCCCAAGGAUAGAAAAGAAUGGGAUGUUGCCGAUAAGAUAGCUAUUCAAAAUAAUGCUAAAGCUAGAAAAGUUUUGACCUGUGGUAUUGAACUUGAUGAAUAUAAUAGGAUUUCUUCCUUUCAAGAUGCAAAACAAAUACGGGACACUCUUCAAACAACUCAUGAAGGUACCACUGUUGUAAAGAAGGCCAAGAUAGACAACCUAAAUAGGCAGUAUGAACUUUUCAAAAUAAAGGAAGAAGAAAUCAUUCAGGAUAUAUGCACCAGGUUUACUACUAUACUCAAUGAAAUCCAUUCCCUAGGAGAGUAUAUUCCCACAGGAAAGGCUAUUAGAAAACCCCUAAGUGUAUUGCCUGAAUCAUGA
This is a messenger RNA of Solanum dulcamara, 462 nucleotides long. RefSeq lists its product as uncharacterized. Bases 1 to 462 code for a protein of 153 amino acids. The record is from RefSeq and is a predicted model, not a curated record. The transcript has a single exon. Lineage: Eukaryota; Viridiplantae; Streptophyta; Magnoliopsida; Solanales; Solanaceae.